Drosophila mauritiana is the source of this 3511-nucleotide messenger RNA. RefSeq names its product amyloid protein-binding protein 2 (gene Pat1). Gene Ontology annotation, biological process: intracellular protein transport. The transcript has 8 exons. The record is from RefSeq and is a predicted model, not a curated record. NCBI's taxonomy places the organism in Eukaryota, Metazoa, Arthropoda, Insecta, Diptera, Drosophilidae. The coding region runs from base 410 to 2473 and encodes 687 amino acids. Gene Ontology annotation, molecular function: protein binding.
UUAUCGAUAGGACCAGCUGGUUGCCACCACUAGUUACUAAAUCGACAGACGAAAAUAAAGAAAAAGUUGGUGCAGUAACAAUCAAUCCUCAACACACACGCUGUGGGCCACGAUUGCGAUUUUAGCAGACGGGGCAUUUAGACAAUUGGAUGUGUUCCGCUUCCGAAUUGUGUGAGUGCUGGAUAAUUUUUUUUUCCCAAUCGAGCGAAAGCAAAACAAUCGCAGCAGCAGCAGCAGAGACAACGUAAAGCAAAAACUUCGCAGCGGAAAGCAAAAGCAAGAGUGCCACGCCUCCUGCCAGUCCAGCGUUUCCCGACUGGUUAGCAUCGCUGGAAAACUAAAAAAAAACAGCACUUGCAUCGAUAUAUAUAUUAUAAAAAAAAAGGAAAGGCAACAGCAAAACAGCGAGAUGGCUGGCCAACAGCUCCUGAUGCCCAGAUUAUUUCCCAACUUCCCGAAGACCCUAUACGACCUGUCGCUGCAGGCCCUCAUCGAGAGUAUGAACACAAAGAUUCCGGCGCUGGACAGGAUCAACCGACUGUCUGAGCUGCCACGCAACUUGCUCAUCGAUGUUUACGAAAAGAUGUCUCAAGUGGAGUCCUUGAAGGACACGCUGCUGGAGGAGCUGGCCCAGCUUGAGGUAUUCUCUCGACUCGUUCGCUAUCCAUUUGCCCGCAGCCAAUUGCUGCGCAUAAUGGCCUCACUAAUGGCCAGCAAUAAGAUGCUGGCCAAAAGACUCAGCGAGAACUAUGUGUCGCGCUAUGAUGUGGUGACCGGUCAGGACAGUCAGGAGGAAGAGAAGCUGGAGUCGAGCAUGGAUACACUUGAAGAUCGCUCAGUGGAGCUCAAUACACUGUAUACCUACGAUGCCGAAUCUUCAGAUGCAGACACCACCAGUGCCGAAUUUAAUGACGAAUUCAGUGUGGAUAUCGAAAGCAUAAUAGGUGUCCCACAGCGGAGAGCAUACCCGGAUAAACUCGAGGCGUUCAACGAUUCUGACCUCGAGGAGCUGUCCGCCGUGGAGCUGCAGGUCAUCGACCUAGGCCUACGCCUCGGAUCGUUUCUCUCGGAGGCUGGAUGGAUGCAGGAGAGCAUUACCGUGCUGGCAUGCCUUAAUGUAAGACUGAAGGAUCUGCCGACUCACAAACACUGGUUGCAGUUCCGACUCGACUGCCUGCAGCGCCUUCUGUACGCCGAAUCAGCCCAUUGCAACUUCAAGGAGGCACACAAAACCUACGUGGAAUUGAUGGGUCUAAACAAAUGGCUUAAUAGGAACGUGCCAAACCAGCUGGUGGCCAUAACCUACAGUCAGAUUUCGGCCAUGUACUUUGCCCGCAAUGAGUAUAAGAACAGUCAUUUGUGGAGCGGUCUCGCCAUGCGAUUUUUAAAGGGAAUUGCGAAUCCACGCAUCAUCAUCGAUGUUCUGCGCCAGGCGGCCAAGGCCUGUGUCGUUAAGCGGGACUUUUCCCGGGCUAAUCUGCUGAUCUGCCAGGCGGUGCGACGAGCACGUGAGCACUUUGGCCCAAAGCACCAGAAGUAUGGCGAUGCACUGCUGGAUUACGGAUUUUUCCUACUCAAUGUGGACUCCGUGUUCCAGUCUGUAUAUAUAUACAAAGAGGCACUGGCCGUGCGCCGUGGUAUUUUUGGGAAUAUGAACUUUCACGUGGCCAUUGCCCACGAGGAUUUGUCCUAUGCCUACUAUGUUCACGAGUACAGCACCGGUGACUUUAGCUGUGCCCAGGAUCACGUGGACAAGGCUGUUAAUAUCAUGCAGCAUCUGGUGCCCAGCAAUCAUCUGAUGUUGGCAUCGGCGAAGCGCGUGAAGGCACUCCUACUGGAGGAGAUUGCGCUGGACAAGAUGGCUGAUGGCAUUGACGAGGAGGAUCUGCUGCUCCAAUCCGAGGAGCUGCACAACUUCGCCCUGAUUCUCUCGCUGCAAGUGUUUGGCGAGGUGAAUGUGCAGACGGCGAAGCACUAUGGAAAUCUGGGGCGGUUAUACCAAACGAUGAAUCGUUUCGAGGAGGCGGAGCGAAUGCACAAAAAGGCGAUCAAAAUUAAGUCGGAACUGCUGGGUCACUUUGACUACGAGGUGGGCCUGUCCAUUGGGCAUUUGGCCUCGCUGUACAACUAUCAGAUGAAGAAAUACCGUGACGCCGAGCAGCUUUACAUGCGCAGCAUUGAUAUAAGCCUGCGUCUGUUCGGGAACUCAUACUCUGGCCUGGAGUACGAUUAUUUGGGUCUGUGCCACGUCUACGAAACAUUGCACAACUUUGAAAAGUAUUUGAAGUAUGCGAACAAGCUGGAGAACUGGCAGCUGCUGCGUGGCCAAAACAUCACUCAAAAUAAGUCCAGCUAUCCCGCCAUCGAGGUGGACUAUUCUAUCGAGGAGGUCAAGACCAAGUACUUCAGCAUGUGCGUCUCCAAAAAAAGCGCACACUACUCGGUGCACGCAGAGGACACGUACCAGAACUGAGUAGGGGCUUUGGGAGUGGUUGCGGAAUCGGAUAUGGUAGCGGACGACGAAGAGGAAGUUACAGUUGCACCUGCACUAGCAAUCGCAAUCGCACCCACACCCCCAGCAUCGGAUGGCACAAACUGGAGGGCAAACUGCAGCAGGAGCAGCGGCAAUGGUGACAGCGGCGGCAACAUCUGCAGUUUGUCUUAGAUAAGAGAUUCGAAUAAGUUAGUUCACGUUGAUUAGGCAGGAAAUCGGGACGCAUCAAGGAUCGACCCCUGUGUUCUAUAAGAAUCUCUAGGUAUAGUAUGAUAGCAUAGCUCGGUCGGCUUCUAAUAUUCAGCCUUUGUUAAAUGUUUUUCUUUGCCAUUUCCAUCGAAUCAGACCCGUACUUAUAGCCGUACUAUACGUAUCGCGUCGUAACGAGAGUGGGUCAGCUAAGCAAAUUUUUCACUGUGUUCCAGUCAUCAUCGAAUACGUCCAGUACCCCUAGUUCCCGAAGUUUUCACGGAUGCCAAGUCCAGUUUUUUCAGUCAGUUAGACCUAUGCUAAGAUGUAGUAGUAUUGUUGGAGCUUCGGUUACCCGCUUGAACGGGAGAUCGUUGAGCAAAUAGUUUUUUUUUUUUUAAGUCUAUUCCCCGCAUUUUGUUCCAUGUACAAAUGUUAAAUUUUUCGCCUCUAAUCAUUCAACUUUUGUAUUUUUUUCGGAAACCGCAAGAAAGGGCCAGUCGCCAGAGGAAAAAAUUUACUUUCGUUAGAGUAGCACCUGUAUUUGAUUCAGUUUGUAAUUUUCCGCCUUUAUAGAGUGUAUAGAGUGCAAGGAGUAAGCCCAUUGUAUAGUCUAAGUGGAAACGAUAUAUUAAUAGAUAUAUAUAUAUUUCCUUGCAUUCACUUAAAAAAAAAUUUGAAAAAAAUUGCAUCAAAAGUAUUUUCGCAGCCCCCAAAAAUUCCGAAAGGCGACGGGCAAAGCGUUGUAAAUAACUCGGGUCGAAUAGUACAGCUUCCAGUUAAAAGAAAAUGGUUUAUAAUAUAACACAAACACACAUGCAUAUUCAC